Messenger RNA from Phaedon cochleariae (mustard beetle), 1512 nucleotides. Lineage: Eukaryota; Metazoa; Arthropoda; Insecta; Coleoptera; Chrysomelidae. The record is from the annotation of a GenBank genome assembly.
GUUGGGUUAGGUUUUUCUGUGGUUGGUUAUGUAAAACGGAGUCUACUCUUCGAAAAACUAGUAAGCAACUAAAAAAAUGAUUUUGUUAAGAAGUUCGAGACAAUUUUUAUGUAACAGUGGUAGAAAACUACUAAAGGAAAACAAUAAUGUAACGCUAGUACGAACUAUCACAAGUAGAACAACAAGGAGUGGAGAAGAUAGUCAUCCCCCAAAACCAAAACCAUGGCCCUAUAAAGAAAAAGGUUACAACCUUUUCAGUUAUCUAUAUGAUAAAACGACGUCUAGGUUGGACGAGAAUUCAAAAAUAAUAGUUGUGGAGGGUCCUGUAGCAUCUGGCAAGUCGAAAUUUGCCAAGCAACUUGCUAAUGAAUUUGAAAUGUUGUAUUUGCCAGAGGCCAAUCUGGAUAUGAUGUACAUCAACAGCUAUGGAUUUGAUUUGAGAAAAUUAGAUGCUCAGUUGCCAGAUAGUUGUAAGAGCUUUGAUGUUAUGGAUUUCUUGAGAAAUCCCAAACAUGGACAUGCUGCCAAAUUCCAAAUAGAGCAGUAUAUGGUGAAGCUUUCACAAUAUAUAGAUGCUUUAGCUCAUGUCCUAAGUACAGGGCAAGGUGUUGUAUUGGAUAGAUGUGUUUAUUCAGACUUUGUAUUUGCUGAGGCCAUGUACAGCCAGGGAUACAUAUCUAAACCUGCAUAUAGAAAGUAUUAUGAAUUUCGAGAUAAUACUAUUGAUGAACUCUUGAGACCCCACUUGGUCAUUUAUUUGGAUGUCCCAGUACCUACAAUUCUGGAAAAUAUAAAGAAGCGUGCUAUCAGUUAUGAAAAGAAUUCUUCUGUUCUAACUCCUCAAUAUUUAGGAGUUAUGGAAAAAAAAUACAAGCAGAAUUAUCUGAAAGAAAUCAGUAAACAUGCUGAAUUGUUGGUUUAUGAUUGGUCAGAUGAAGGUGAUGUUGAAGUUGUUGUUGAGGAUAUUGAAAGAAUUGAUUUCAAUAGGCAUGAUGAUCAAGAUCCUCAUUUGAAAGAUUGGGUUUACAGAUUGGAAGAAGAAUGGGGUUGCAUAAGACAUUUGUAUGCAGAUAAAAAACAUAGAAUAAUGAACAUACCAAUACCUUGUUUUGAAGUACCUGAGUUGUGUAUUGAUGCUUUAGAGGCUGAUGUGUUUCACAAAGUUAUGGCUGAGGCUCCUGGUGAACAGUACAUGGAAGGAUACAAUGCCCAUCUGGGAGAUAGUGGUUUAUUGUUUAGAUCCAAAGCACCACACAGACACACUUUGCCCAUGAUUGAAAGGAGAACUAUGAAAUGAAGUAGGAUAAUUUUUUAUGUAUGAUUGAACAAGUAUUACAAAUAAUAUAAUACCUACAGUUUGAACAUUAUGUUUUUGUGAUUUGUUAAAUAAUAUUAUGUCAUAGUCAUCAAACAGUUCCAUUCUCCAGUUUCUUAAAAUCCACUUUUUCUCCUUACCUCCUGUUUUCAAUUGCCUAUCCAUGUAAUAAAAAAGGGAAUAAAACAAUCAUAAGU